This is a messenger RNA of Leptopilina heterotoma, 1218 nucleotides long. It is a transcript of the gene sage, whose product is annotated as achaete-scute homolog 1. Gene Ontology annotation, molecular function: DNA-binding transcription factor activity, RNA polymerase II-specific; protein dimerization activity; RNA polymerase II cis-regulatory region sequence-specific DNA binding. The record is from RefSeq and is a predicted model, not a curated record. Lineage: Eukaryota; Metazoa; Arthropoda; Insecta; Hymenoptera; Figitidae. The transcript is spliced from 4 exons. Gene Ontology annotation, biological process: regulation of transcription by RNA polymerase II; mesoderm formation. The coding region runs from base 182 to 982 and encodes 266 amino acids. Gene Ontology annotation, cellular component: nucleus.
AUAAAAUGAACAUUAUUAAAGUCUGUUUGUGACCGAUCCACAUCUCUUCCGAGGCCAAGUUCUUUAGUCACACGUGACAUUUUACAAGAAGUGCAUGGGGUCGCCCCCAUAAGAAUCGAACAUCACAUUUACGGAUUAAAAAACAAAUAAUAAAGAACACAAAUUUUCACUCAUCUCAAUAAUGGACAUAAAACAAGAGGAAUAUCAGCGGGAAUUUUGCAAAAAUGAGUCGGACAAAGAAAGCAAUGACGAGGAAUAUUCUCAACCAAGAGUUUUACUCGAUCUCGACGAAAAUUCCAAACAUCAACAAAUUCUACAGCAGGAUUUAAGUUCCUCCUCGAGUCAUUUUGCAGAAGAUCCUCGACCCGAAGUCCAAUAUACGAGUCGAAAACAGUUCUUGAGAAGACGUUGGCACGAAUCAGACUUUGAACAACGUUCACAAACUUCAGAAGGAGUGGUUGUAAUAAGAGUACCUGAACCUGAAGUGGUGGAAACUCCGUCUAAUUUAGAGUUGCUUCACCAAACAAGUAUUAAACCAGUGCAUCGUGAAGCUUCACAAACUGAGAAAGAUUACAAGAAAUCAGCUUGCGAUCGAGAGAGAACUCGGAUGAAAGAUAUGAACCGUGCAUUCGAAUUGCUGAGAUCGAAAUUGCCGAUUUGCAAGCCACCAGGUAAAAAAUUAUCCAAGAUCGAGUCAUUGAGACACGCGAUACAAUACAUCAGACAUUUACAAAGUCUCUUGGAGCCCCAAUGCACGUACGUUCCAAAUAUUCCCGACAGAUCCAGUUACUAUGGAGCGACGACAACCAACUCCAACUUUGAAUCACAGCAUCCAAAUAGAUGGGAAUCUUUUGCCUACUAUCGUUACGAUUAUCAUGCUCCUUUUACCACCCUACAAGCGCCCGCUCUACCACCACCAUUACCAUCUCGUCUUUUACAUCACGAACAAGAUAUUCACUAUCGUUAUGAUCCACGUUCCUAAUAAAUCAACCAAAAAACAUUUUUUUUCCUCCCUAUCCAACAAAAAAUGCAAAAAAAAAAAAAAAAUUUCACUCUAACAAGAAAAAAAAAAUUUCAACUUAUAUGUUGCCAAAGAAUCUAAAUUUUUAUUAACAAAAUAAGUUAAUGACUAAAACAAGAGUCUCAUAUAUUUAAAAAAAUGUUAAUGUUAAAAUAUACAUGUAUUUUUAAAUAAAUAAAUAUAAAUUUCGAAAUAUA